This is a messenger RNA of Protopolystoma xenopodis, 669 nucleotides long. The record is from the annotation of a GenBank genome assembly. Lineage: Eukaryota; Metazoa; Platyhelminthes; Monogenea; Polystomatidea; Polystomatidae.
CCACCUCCCCCUCCACCUCCACCUCCACCUCCACCACCUAGCUCAGGGUUCCAUUUUAGGCUACCUCCUAACCUCGGCCAACCCGGCCUGAGGUCUAACGCUUUAGUUGUCGAUGGCACUACUAGCACUGCAAUUAUUGGAGUGGAUGAUUUAGAUGCGGGAGAUGCAGAGGAUGAAAAUGAGGACGAUGCCGGUAGUGCUGGCACCUGCAAUAGUUCUGGGGUAGGCCACAUAGCAAAUGCUGGCGGAUUCGCUGCUCAAUUAAGACUGGUACGGCAAAACAGGGCGCGAACCGCAGCUGCUAUCGCUGCCGCUGCUUCUACAUCCUCAGGAGCUGUAAACCUUACGAAUUCAUCCUCGACUGCCACCACAGUUGGACUAGGAAUGAUGAAUGGAGCUGGCGGACCAGAUAUCAUGUCGGAUCUACAAAGAGUUCUGGCGGCACGUAGGGCCAGAGAAACCGAGGAAACUGCAGAAAAUGGAGCUAGCGGUGACAUUACUCCUAUCUCUACGAUGGAUGGAGGAGUGGCUCCUAUUAGCAGUAGUGGCCAGACCAGUGGACUUCGGGGCGCUUGUAUAACCGGGCGACGUGCAUCUACUGCGACAAAUUUAAACAACGCCAAUCAAUCACUAGUUGGACCUCCUGGUGUUUUCUCAACUCUAAUUUGA